This is a messenger RNA of Dioscorea cayenensis subsp. rotundata (Guinea yam), 1322 nucleotides long. RefSeq lists its product as uncharacterized. The record is from RefSeq and is a predicted model, not a curated record. Gene Ontology annotation, cellular component: plasma membrane. The transcript has a single exon. Bases 82 to 729 code for a protein of 215 amino acids. Lineage: Eukaryota; Viridiplantae; Streptophyta; Magnoliopsida; Dioscoreales; Dioscoreaceae.
GGGAAGCCCCAUCCACCACCGCCAGCCGCCAAUGGUGGUGGCGCCGGAGGACCACCAUCCUUCCCCGUUACCAAAGAUCAGAUGUACGGAGCCACAUGCUCGGCGUACCGCCAGCAACUGAUAUGGAAGCAGAGGCACCGAAGGUCUCGCCGUGGGUGCUGCUGCGUAUGCUAUCUCUCACUGACGUUAGUCAUCGUUGCUCUGAUCCUCCUCGGCGCCAUCGUUGGCGGUGUGUUCUACGUGCUCUACCAUCCUCACCGCCCCACCUUUUAUGUCUCGUCACUCCGCCUCUCAACCCUCAACCUCACCUCAAACCAUCUCAACUCCCGGAUCAACCUUUCCGUCACCGCCCGCAACCCUAACCGCAAGCUCGUCUUCAUCUACGAUCCCAUCACCAUCGCCGCCUCAUCCUCCGGUGUAGACAUCGGUGACGGAAUCCUUCACGGCGUCCACGCACGACACCAAGAACACCACCAUCUUGAAAACCGCCCUCACGAGCUCCUCUCAGAGCUUGGACACCUCUACAGCCUCAGAUGUGAAGAAGAAGACAACGAUUCCGCUGGAGAUCGAUCUGGAAACCAAGGCCAGAGUCAAGAUCGGAAGCCUGAAAAUGAAGAAGAUGGAGGUUCGGCUUCGCCGACGGGUAGACGCGGUCCACCCAUCUCAGCAGCGCUUCAAGUUCUGAUCUCUCUCUCUCUCUCUCUCUCUCUCCUCACAAAUUCUCUCUAGGGUUUUGGAUCAAGAGUAAAGCUAUUUGAACCCAAAAAACUUCACGAAAACUGGUAUAUGGUAUUAGUGUAGGAUCUCUAACCAAUUCAGUUCAAUGCGAUUUAUACUCCAUGCUUUAUUUCUGUCACAGCAAAUGCUAAUUCGUGAAGUUUUUUUUGGUAUUAGUGCAAGAUCUCUAACUAAUUCAUUUCAAUGCAAUUUAUACUCCAUACUUUAUUUCCUGUCAGAGAACGCCAAAUAUUCGUGAAGUUUUUUCGGUUCAAAUAGGUUAUAGCAGUACUUGUCUUUACGAAUUCCUCACACGACUAUGCGGCAAAUGAACAUCUCUCUCCUCGUCAGCCUAUGUUAAAAAAAAAAUGAAUCCUUGAAAUCAAGACUGGCAUCACUAAUCAAGUUUUUUUUUCGACCCACCGCCACUCUCUUUUCACCGCCACCCCUCUUCACAUCAUCAUCAACUGCUCGUCAACCAACGCCGUCGCCGACGCCGACUCCACCAUCGUAGAAGUGCUGAAGAAGACGAGUUGGUUCUUAGAAGCAAACGUCGCCUGCCCGCCAACCGACGCCGACACCCCCGCCGCAGCCUUAAAAGUGCU